AUGGAGCCAGGGGGGUGCGGCUUGGCCAGGAGGCUGGGGUGCCGGCUCUGGAUGGCCAUCAGCAAGGCGCUGUUCGCCGAGUUCCUGGCCACAGGGCUGUACGUGUUCUUCGGCGUGGGCUCGGCCAUGCGCUGGCCCUCGGCGCUUCCCUCUGUGCUGCAGAUCGCCAUCACCUUCAACCUGGCCACGGCCAUGGUGGUGCAGGUGACCUGGAAGACCAGUGGGGCUCACGUCAACCCCGCGGUGACGCUGGCCUUCCUCGUGGGCUCCCAAAUCUCCCUGCCCCGCGCUGUGGCCUAUAUGGCUGCCCAACUGGCAGGGGCCAUUGUGGGGGCUGCUCUGCUCUACGGGAUCACACCAGGAGACAUCCGAGAGACCCUCGCCGUCAACGUGGUCCAGAGCAGAGUCUCAGCGGGCCAGGCGGUGGCGGUGGAGCUGGUUCUGACCCUGCAGCUGGUGCUCUGUGUCUUUGCUUCCACCGACAGUCGGCAGACGUCGGCUUCCCCGGCCGCCAUGAUCGGGACCUCCGUGGCCUUGGGCCACCUCAUCGGGGUCUACUUCACUGGCUGUUCCAUGAACCCGGCCCGCUCCUUCGGUCCUGCUGUCAUAGUUGGGAAGUUCGAAGUCCACUGGAUCUUCUGGGUGGGACCCCUGACAGGGGCUGUCCUGGCGUCGCUGAUCUACAACUUCAUCCUGUUCCCUGACACCAAGACCCUGGCCCAGCGGCUGGCCAUCCUCACAGGCACCUCGGAGAUGGAGAAAGUGGAAGGGGAGGAGCCCCAGAAAAACGAACCCCAGUCCAAUCCAGGGGACACCAAAAUGGAGAAUAUGUGUCAGAUAGCAUAG
Molecule: messenger RNA, 846 nt
Organism: Eptesicus fuscus (big brown bat)
Lineage: Eukaryota; Metazoa; Chordata; Mammalia; Chiroptera; Vespertilionidae
Gene: AQP6
Product: aquaporin 6
Exons: 4
Coding region: 1-846 (281 amino acids)
Biological process (GO): transmembrane transport
Cellular component (GO): plasma membrane; apical plasma membrane
Molecular function (GO): nitrate transmembrane transporter activity; water channel activity
Source: RefSeq, a predicted model, not a curated record